This is a messenger RNA of Funneliformis mosseae, 219 nucleotides long. NCBI's taxonomy places the organism in Eukaryota, Fungi, Glomeromycota, Glomeromycetes, Glomerales, Glomeraceae. The record is from the annotation of a GenBank genome assembly.
AUGGAACGUACUAUUACAAAAGAUAAUAAAAUAAUUCCAUCUGAAAAGCCAUUAGAAAAACCUUCUCUUGAAAAAGUUGAAAAAAGAGAAGCGGAACGACUAAAGAAUACAAAUGAAGAGGGUAAACCUAAAGAAGGUGGAUCUGCUGGUAGAGUAUUGAGUGGUGUCAAAAAUGUUAAAGAUGAAGUGAUUCCACCACGAAGACUCAAUACUACAUAA